AUGAAUAUUUGUCGAACAGUUGCUCCAGCAAGAAAGACCUUGAGAAUAGGCAAUUUUCAAAAGAGCAAAACUUGUAGUGGCCAGCUGUACCGAUCGAGAGAAAGGACUACUCCACACGUGACUAUGGAUGGUCCAAGUCAUGGUCAUCAUGGUCAUGAUACACAUGCCAUGCCUCCACAGGCAAUUUGUGAUGCUUACAAAAAGUAUCAGAGGAUGAGUGAUGCGGCAGUGAACGAUGAUCUCGAGAUCGUGGAUUUCACUCGUGGCUUGACUCCCGAGCAGCAGGAGAAGUUGAGUCCGGUGGGUGUAGUUCCCUCGGAAUUAAUUGCUAAAGCGCAGAAGGAAUUCAUGAAUACUGGGGCCGAAAAUGAUUCUGGCUUUCCUGCGGCAUGCACCAUUUAUGAACACAGCGGAUUUCCGGGGUUGAGAUUACUUCCUGCACUCCUUCCACCGGAGACUCAGUCUUUAUUUGUGUCCCGACUCCUUCAUCGUGAAUUGUCGAAUCCUCUGCACAAGACAAACUUUCACGAUGAUUAUGAUAUACCCUACCCUCCACUUGACUCUUCUUUUUUUACUUAUCCUCACCAAGCCAAGAACCAAGUCUUUGCUCCUAAAGAUCCAAACUCAAGACAUAAACCACUCAAUGCUGCACAAGCUCUCCAAAAAAAAUUCAGGUGGCUAACACUGGGCUCUCAAUAUGAUUGGAACACCCGAGCUUACCCAUCUUCUUCUCCAACUCCAUUCCCAACUGAUGUCUCUCGUCUUGUUACCACAUUAUUUCAAAAUGCCUUUACUCCAGAAUCAGGAGUCGUCCUAAUGUACUCGACUAAAGAUUUCAUGCCGGUGCAUAGAGAUGUUUCCGAGGAAUGUGAAAGAGGGCUAGCGAGCUUCACGCUCGGAUGCGAUGGGUUGUUUGUUAUUAGUAGAGAUGUUAGAAAAGGAGAAGAACACAUCGAUAACAGGGAACAGGAUUUCGUUUGUAUACGGGUCAGGAGUGGUGAUGUGAUACAAAUGGGUGGAGAGACGAGAUGGGCUUGGCAUGCUAUGCCCAAGAUUAUUGCAGGCACUUGUCCACCUUGUUUGGAAACAUGGCCUGUGGGAUCUACGGAAGAAGGGAGAGAACCAAAAGAGUACGAAAGAUGGAGGGGUUACAUGAAGGCAAUUCUUACAAUGUCUACCAAAAUUGGCAAAACUUUCACACCCUUUCGAAAGCUCCCACUCGAGCUCCGCCUUAUGAUUUGGAAAUUGGCAAAGCCAGCUGGUCGAAUCAUCGAACUUAAUCUACUCGAAAGAUCUGCCAUUAGAGAAGAAUGGAACUUAGAUCAAUCUCCGCAAGCUCCUGGUCAGUCUGAUCAGGCAGAGAACGGCGACGAAAAGCCGGUCAGAUACAACAAAUUGUGGGGCUUUAGAUCAAACGCUUCAAUUCCAGCACUCCUGCUCGCGUGCCGUGAGUCGCAUGAAGUCGCAUCGAUGUGGUAUCCACGAGUAUUUCAAUGCUAUGCUGACAACCCGGAAACAUUGAAAUUCCCUCCCGCUAUUCAAGGACCAGGUUCAGUCUCACUCCCACAGACGUACUUCAAUUUUGAGGAGGAUACACUCUUCAUCACGCCCGACACGUUUCGUCCCAGAUAUAAUGCUGAAAAUGCAGAAAUAAUAAGACGCCUCUAUAGUCUCGCGCGAGUCCCAGGACAUACUAUACUCGGGGUCUCCCGGCUGGUAUACGAUCCAGAUUUCUUAAGAGUUGAGAACCUUGCUAUUCAAUUGACUUCCGAUCAAUGGAAUUUUAACUGGGACGCUCAUGCUGAUUGGCUGGCUAGAUGCCUGGAGCGUGGAUUUCGCGACCUCAAGACGCUUACCAUUGUGGUUGACCAUCAUGUUCUAUCCCCUCGCUGGAGAGCAACGCAGGGCGUGAAGAUGUCGAAAGAAGAUAGAGCAAAUCUUGUAUAUAUGGAUGAAUUAAUCGAUGUCCAGGAUGCCUGCCGUUUCUACCACCCCAAUCGCCCUAUUCUUGAGCAAGAAAAAAGAAAGUGGACAGAACCAAAACCUAAUGCCUCUCAUUUCACACAGACCCAUAUCAGAAAAUUGACUCAAAACAUGAUGGAAGUUCUCAGAGAAGAGCACAUUAAAGCUGGUAAAUUGAUGUGGGAUCUGCCAGAGAUACAAUUUAAGAUUGUCCUUCCCGCGAAGAUUAAAGCAAAUUUAGGUCGGAACAUGCGGCGAUACAAAGAGAGAUUUGCUGGUUGGCAAAGAGAAGCUGCUUCCAAGUCGAAAGAAUAG
Messenger RNA from Botrytis deweyae, 2277 nucleotides. RefSeq lists its product as uncharacterized. The record is from RefSeq and is a predicted model, not a curated record. Gene Ontology annotation, cellular component: nucleus; cytoplasm. The coding region runs from base 1 to 2277 and encodes 758 amino acids. The transcript is spliced from 4 exons. NCBI's taxonomy places the organism in Eukaryota, Fungi, Ascomycota, Leotiomycetes, Helotiales, Sclerotiniaceae.